AUGGCGGACGGCAAACCCAGGCGAUCGUUGUUCAAACGCCCAACGUGGGCUUCAGCUGCCCCAGCCGCCGCAUCAGCAUCCCCAGAUCCGACUGCCAAACCGGAAGAAGCAACCGAUCUUUUCAGUCAUUCGAAUACUUUCAACGAGCUCGUCGAGGACCGCCAGCGCCAACGUCAACGUAAGAAGAGCGACAAGGAUGUUCUGAGGCGGAGUCAAACGAGUGAGACAAAGGACGAAGAGUCGCGAGCGGGCAAGCGCAGGCGCAUAAGCGAUGAGGAUGGCGCAGAGCUCUCCACAAGCACCAAGAACAAGGAGUCAGGGAGAAAGGAAUCAGUACAAGCGUCUGCCGGCUCGGAAAGCUUUGCGAUAGCUCCUACACCACAAAAACCAAGACCGCGGCAGGAGGCUGUUAUAGAACUACUCGACGAUUCGGACGAAGACGAGCCUGUCAGCCACAGCAAUGCCACCGGCAACAACUUCCCGUCCAACACUACGAGUCUCGAACCUACACCCGCCGCAGAAGAUCCAGAUGCCGACUUGGACGCCGUAUACUACUCAGACCCGGAGAUGCGCGAAUACGCCCGACAAGCACGUGAGAAGAGACGGAGAGAGGAGCGAGAACGAAGUGAAAUGGGUGCUCAUGAUCCGACCGUCAAACUCCUCAUCACAUCGCCGUUGCCCGGUACCGGUCCUUUGAUCGUUUCCCGAAAACUAUCUCAAGAUCUACAAGUCGUACGCGAAGCCUGGCUUAGCAAGCAGUCACUAGAGUCAUCAAUAGCAAGUCGAAUCUUCUUCAUCUUCAAGCUACGGAGGGUCUAUGAUGUCACUACCGUCCGCAGUCUGGGUAUCAAAGUCGACUCGUUCGGCCGUAUCAUGACCAAUGGCCCUUUCGCAAAUACCGACGACGAGCAUGCAGAGAAAAUUCACAUCGAGGCCGUGACGGAGGAAGCAUGGCAAGAACUCAAGGACAAAAAGGCAGCUGCAUCAAAGCCGAAAAAGUACCUCAGUAGUGCUGCAGGUACAGACGGAAGACAUGGCAGUGCAGAGGGUACACCUGCAGUGGAUGGCGAAGCCGCAGUCGAAGAGCCUCUGAUCAAAAUCACACUCAAAGCAAAAGGUCACUCGGACAUCAAGAUCAAAGUACGGCCGAGCACGACUUUUGUCAAGAUGAUCAAUGCAGCGAGGCGAAGUUUCAAACUCGAUGCAGAACGCAAAAUCUUCCUCGAGUUUGACGGCGAAAGACUGGAGCCGCCGGAAGGUCUUGUCAAGGAUACUGACAUUUCAGACAUGGAUUGCAUUGAUGUUCAUAUCAAGUGA
Molecule: messenger RNA, 1317 nt
Organism: Aureobasidium subglaciale EXF-2481
Lineage: Eukaryota; Fungi; Ascomycota; Dothideomycetes; Dothideales; Saccotheciaceae
Exons: 2
Coding region: 1-1317 (438 amino acids)
Source: RefSeq, a predicted model, not a curated record